GAUUCCCUUACCUUUGCAAACCCAGAUCUGGGUUCUCUUUGUCAAACUUUAUCUUCUUCCUCCUUUCCUCCUUCAAUAGUUUUGUCUCCUCAUUCUCUAUCAACCUUCAUCCUUCUUUUCCCUGCUCAUCCUUCUUCUUUCUUCUUCUUAUUCUUUCUCUCUCUCUUCUCCCUUAUUCUUCCUCUCUCAAACCCAGAUUUGGGAAAUUAAAUUUUUUGUUUUCCUAAAAGAAAAAGAAAAAGAAAAAAAGAAACUAGAUUUUUUGUACUGCAUAUUGGUAAAACCAAAUCCAAAAGUCGUUCCCAGUCCCAUCCAUUUUUCCCAAACCCAUCCCCUACGGUCAAAAACACCUCUCUCCUCCUGUAAAAAUCCUACUCAUGAAACCCCAAAUUGAAAUCCCUAACGGCUAAUGAUGUCGAUUUUCUUUCAAUCUCGCAUGUUUUGUCUUCAUUCCAGAUCUGUCCAUUCCAGAUCUAUCCAUCUCGGAGUUCUGUCUUCCCUACGCUACUAUGCCCAAUGAAUUUAUGUUGUCAGAAACCUCUAGCUGCCUCCCUUUUCUCCUCGGAUUUCGUUGCUGCAGUCCAAUAUUCAUGAGCCACCAUUUUCAAGCCGCUGCAUUAAGUCUCUGUUGACAGCUAUCUUGCCCACGCUGCUCUGCCAUCUGUACAGUUAUUACAGCCGCAAUCCCAUCUCAUCUAAACCCUUGCUGUUCUUUGUAUGCGUUAUUGAUAUGCUUAUCUAAUGCUAGAUUCUUGAAGUAUUAGUGCUUGUAUCUGAGAUGGUCUAGGUUUGUCGUGUUUUUGCCUUUUGGAUCUGAAGUCAAUGUGAGCAUAUCUCUCCUGAUAGCUGGCAGAUAGUAAGGUGUGUUUUCAGUCUAAUUUGUAUUCAGUGUUUUCGAUUGACUUUUGGAUCCUCUUUGUGCUGAUUUGAACAAAUUUUAACUGAGUUG
Molecule: messenger RNA, 949 nt
Organism: Rubroshorea leprosula
Lineage: Eukaryota; Viridiplantae; Streptophyta; Magnoliopsida; Malvales; Dipterocarpaceae
Source: the annotation of a GenBank genome assembly